Molecule: messenger RNA, 3823 nt
Organism: Varroa destructor (honeybee mite)
Lineage: Eukaryota; Metazoa; Arthropoda; Arachnida; Mesostigmata; Varroidae
Product: N-acetylglucosamine-6-phosphate deacetylase
Biological process (GO): N-acetylglucosamine catabolic process
Molecular function (GO): N-acetylglucosamine-6-phosphate deacetylase activity
Source: RefSeq, a predicted model, not a curated record
AUAAGGUCCUGUUAUGAAUGAAGCUUUUCGACUAUUUUCGUUGUUCGGCGAAGUCACAUUAACUACACGUCCCGAUAAGAGAAUCUACUAUGUCACCAGUAUGCAAUCGAGCCAUGUUCCUUGAAUAUUAUCGUGUCGUUUAUAUAGGCACAGCCGUAUUGUGCAAAAUUUUUCCACACCUAAUAUUCGCUAAGGACCAAUCGAGGACAUGUGAAAAAAUGCGUUCAUUGGAUCAGCGCCUUCUUUUCCAAUGUAACCGUGAUGGCUAGCAUUAAAAUUGAGUUGAAACGAUGUUCGCAGAAGUCAUUCUGAAGAAAAAAAAAAAAAGAUUUUUCUUCAGAAUUACACAUCAAAGUUUUCCUCGGAAAAUUGUAAGUCUUGCAGUGAGUUUCACCUGUAUAAAACACGUUGAUUGAACUAUCGAGGUGGUCGAAAGUAUACAUUGCGCUCUGGCCAAGAUCUAAUCGUUGCGAAGCAGAUACGCGACAGAAAAAGUAAGCUGGUGCUGGCAACUCGAAAGCGAAACGCUGCGAACAAACAACUUUGCAUGCCUUCAAGAUGCUUUCCUGAAUAGGGCCAAACAGAAUAAUGUUUUGAAUGGAGAUCGUUUUAUUGUAUAUAAUCGAAAAGUACUACGCCACGAGGCAUCGGAGGCCUGGUGAGAGCGUCGGAGUAAAGGACGACAUUGAAGGCCUCAACCCGUGCAGAUUUUGGAAAGCAGCGGUUCCGUGUUCCCAGGCCUGGUAAGAUUAACAGGAUCGUUACGAACUCCACUACUACAGUUAGCAGACAUUAGUGCCACAGUCCCCGCUAGCCAAACGGGCUUGUUGUGUAAACGGAAAUCCCUUAAUAGACGUUAUUUUAUCGUGUCGGUUGCUGCUUGCACGGGUCCGUAUGCCACAUAGAAAUGUCAAGCCGCUCCCAGUGACGGUAUAUGCCACUUUCGAUAGGUGUGCCAGCGUCUGCCCACAGCGGUCUCCGGAGGUAAAUGAACUAAAGUGUGCCCAAGUACAAUAGCUAACUGAUCCUCACAAUCGACUUACAAACAUCGCCUAAUAUUCUUUCGGAAAGAGUAGCCGGCAAGCGAUUUUAUUCCAACCGGUGGACCUUCUAAGCUAUAGUGCACAAUGCACAGAUAGUGUAUCGGCAAGGAUACCAAUAUGUCAAGCCAGAACUAUCAGCAACGACGAAAGAGAGAGAUCGACUCUCGAACAUAGAGAACGGCUGUCAAUUACAAUCGUGACAAAACGAUGGAAAAACAUCACUUGAAACAGAGGAAAGCAACGAUCGGCAGCACAUCACCCCCUAAAAAAACGUGAACGAAAGGCUCCUGGACGCGUCUGCCAUGGCAAGGUCACCGUCGGUUCGACUAUUCUGAACGUAUUAGUUACACAUGGUGCGCGAUAGUGGUGUGUGUUCUCAGACUAGACAACGAUUGGGGACUAGUAACUAGCGCAUAAAGGGAGUGGAACGAGAUCUUUUUUCGUCCUCGAGAAAUCCCUCAGCGUACAAAGGAACACAAUGAACCCAAGGGAUCACAGCUAUGCGCCGAUACGCUUAUCAGCCGAUUAAGACGUCAGCGGUUCUUACCGCCUCCCUCCCCCUCCGCCCCCACCAGCUGGAACACUAUUGUAAGACUUCAAAGCGGAGGAACAACGACAAUAUUUCGAACAUGGCUUCAUAGAGUUAGCAGAAAGGAAGAGACGAUUGCCAAGUGGACCGCAAUUCCUACGUACAGCUCAAGUGUGUGACCUCACCCCGGACGUUAUAAAACGGCUGAACCGACCAGGCGGGGGAAUCGACUGGUUCAAGACACUAUGCGUCAUAGGGGGCGCAUACUUAACUAGUCUAACUUUUCCGGUCCCGAAAGCAGCUAGAACCGUAGAGGGAACAAAAUUUUUGAAGUAAUGGCUGAAAGAAGGUGACUGCUAUGCGGGAAAUCCCCCGAUAAACCAGCUGAUGAAAUUUUCUGUCACACGGCAAGGGCAUAGCAGCUAGAAGCAAUGAUUACUAGAGGGUUUCCGAGAGGAAAGGAAAAUUUUGACUAAGUAAGGACCGAAUGUCAGAAAAAAUCCAGGGCAAGUGUACAUAGGCGUUGCAAAUUUGUUGUCGGGAGACGCGAGAGGACGCUUCGAGCGAACGGCAAAUAAUGGGGCCGAUCAUCAGACUCAAAAACUGUCGGGUACUGCGUGGAAGAAAAUUUCAACAUGAAGACCUAUUUGUUCAGGAUGGAAAAAUCAUCAACUACCUGAGAGUUUUCUAUGAGCAGAAACGGAAGCCCGACACUGUGAUCGAUUGCAAGGGGCACAUUAUCGCACCAGGGUUUAUCGAUCUCCAAAUAAACGGUGCCUUUGGAUACGAUUUUUCGCAUAAUAACGAAACGGUCUCCCAUGCUGUUAGUGAAGUAGCACGAGAAUUGCUACCAUCAGGGGUCAUCGGUUUCUGCCCCACGUUGGUCAGUUCUCCACCAGAGGUUUAUCAAAGAGUUCUGAAGGCAAUAAAGAAAACCCAAGGCGGCAAGGAUGGCUCGGCCGUUCUUGGGCUCCACUUGGAGGGUCCCUUCAUCGCUAUGGCCAAGCGUGGCGCCCAUAACCCGAAUCACGUGCGCGAUCUUUCCGGCGGUAUAACCGAUCUGCGGGAGGUUUAUGGGGAUGACCUUUCAUCUGUUGCCAUUGUGACUCUCGCCCCUGAGCUUGAUCCAAGUGGAGUAGCCAUACAGCAUCUGAUUCGCCAAGGUAUUAUUGUCUCGCUAGGUCAUUCGAUGGCGAGCCUUGAACAAGGACAAACCGGAGCGCGACACGGUGCAACCUUAAUUACUCAUCUAUUUAAUGCAAUGCUUCCUUUUCAUCACAGAGAUCCUGGUUUCUUGGGCCUGCUUAGCUCGAGCGUGCAUGGUCAAGCUGUCAGAUUUGGCCUUAUAGCGGAUGGUAUCCAUACCCACCCAGAAACCUUACGAUUAGCCCAUCGGACCAAUCCAGAAAAUCUCGUCCUGGUUACAGAUGCCGUAGCAGCAAUGGGUCUUUCCAGCGGGACGCAUUUCAUCGGGGACAUGUUUGUAGUAACAGAUGGCAAAAGAGCGCUUAUUGAAGGCACUGAAACCUUAUGUGGGUGCAUUGGCACAAUGGAUGCUUGUAUACGGCAGUUCUACGCGUCUAGCGGGUGUUCUCGUGAAGAAGCCCUCAUAGCGGCAUCAUAUCAUCCUGCGCAGGUGCUUGGACUUCAGUCGAAGGGACUGCUUGAAAUUGGCUACGAUGCGGACUUUGUAAUUCUUGACGACGAUCUGAACGUGCUCUCUACAUGGAUUGCCGGGGAGAAAGUUUGGGAAAAACAGUAAAGGAACUCUGGGAAUAAAGGAAAUAAUGUUCGAUAAUUUCAAAAAGCACAAAAGGUAGUGAAAUAUAUGUAAAUAAAGCUUCUAACGAAUUUUGGUCGAAUUGUCAUUUGUAGCGACCGGUGCUUGUGCAUGGGCUUAUUUUAACCAACAAUAUUUAAGUGCAAUAGAAGCGCUACAUGCAUUUUGCCAUCGUCGUUUACCAUUAACUAUCUAUCACUAUCAACGGAGUGUAAUAUCUGCACAAUUUUAUCUUGUAUUUAAACGACUAUCAAACUAUACAUCUACGAAUAAAAAACCAUACAAAAUCUCAGAUGCUCAGAAGAAAAUUCCGAUUCACUUUUCGCUGUUCUCAAUAUAGCGUAGAAUGUUGCUAGUAAAUUGUUACAGCGCUUUUUAACAAACUUUACUGUAAAAAAUAAGUUUUUACGUCAUAGAUCCAUGACGUCAAGCGGAAGCGCAGCUUGUCUGUAAACGAAUUUUUUUUGUAUC